Molecule: messenger RNA, 8330 nt
Organism: Dicentrarchus labrax (European seabass)
Lineage: Eukaryota; Metazoa; Chordata; Actinopteri; Moronidae
Gene: tbx21
Product: T-box transcription factor 21
Exons: 6
Coding region: 1972-3837 (621 amino acids)
Biological process (GO): lymphocyte migration; regulation of transcription by RNA polymerase II; positive regulation of DNA-templated transcription
Cellular component (GO): nucleus
Molecular function (GO): DNA-binding transcription factor activity, RNA polymerase II-specific; RNA polymerase II cis-regulatory region sequence-specific DNA binding
Source: RefSeq, a predicted model, not a curated record
GACACUUUUAACAGCAGACAGUUAAGGUUAGGGUUAGAAAACAUACAUGUGGGAUUAAUAACACUGAUGAAGGCUGUAUUAGAUGAGCUUUCCUGACAUGUCUUACUGGGACACUUCAUGGAAUAGAGGCAUCGUUAACGUUAUUAUAUGUUACUGUACUUUUCCUGCUUUGACAAGUCAAAAUGUCUGCCGUGAAAAGGGUCUAUUCUUGGCCUGAUACAGGCCUGUGCUAGGAGUCAGAGCAUUUCAAGCCUUAAAGGAAAAUUCUGGUAUUUUUUCAACCCGGGUCUUCUUCUCAUAUCUGUUACGACUGCGGUCAUCCAGCUACUGCAGCAACUCCACUGUUCAGGGAAACAGGUCCCGACCUCUCAUAAAGAAACUCCAUUAUUUAAAGGAACAUAUGUCAUUGAUUUUUCUGUAUAGAAGCAUGUUAUUUUAUUGUAGUAUUGCAUUAACACUAUAGGCUAUCUACAUGAGGGUGCAUAAAGUCUUUAAGUUGGUCAUCAUUAACAAAUAAAAGAAGGCAAGAAAUGUGUAAAGAGUUAAUUGGAUUUCAUCUUGUUACAAAUUAAUUUUAGAAAAGUUUGAGGUUUAUUUCCUAAAAAGAUAUUUAUAAUUAACAUUUAUGUUAUUUUGGAUUAAUUUGAUGACAUAAUAACAACUAUAGCUUAAUAAAGACAUUAACGGACUUUUUUGUUAAGCCUUUCAUGAAUCAAAUGGAAAAUGAAAAUAAAAUGGUGUUGAUGAUCCAACCUGUCAACUGUCUAUUACAAACACGUGAAAAACUGCUUUAUUUCAGUGGAAAUCUCUCAAAACACCCUGCGACAUGGAAAAUGUGACGAUGUUUUGAUUUAUUUUGUGACUUAAUAAGAACAAAUCGUUAUUUUGUCAUCGAACAAGUUUUAACUUCAGAAAAAAAGGUGUCAAACAAUGUUUUUUUUAGGACGGACUAUAAGACAAAGAGGAGUCAUUUAGCGGGGGAAAAACAGUCGUAAUUAAUAAAUCUUCUUAAAAAUUACAUUUAAAGAAUCAUCUGAUCGGAAAUAUAUUAAAUUAUAGCGCAAUGUUCAAUUUAUAGUUAAAUUACGAGGUGAAUUUACUGUACAAAACACAAAAUAUUUGAAUUAUUGAUGCUUUGUCAAAAUUAAAGAACUAUAGUUAAAUCAUUGGCCUAAUUAAUGAGGGGAUUCAAGCAAUUGAUUUGUCUUUAGUUUUAAUUCCCUCUUCUUGCAGCUCACUUCACUAACUCAUCAUAAAAAAACAUCUGGCUAUAAAAACAGAAUAUCAUAAUAACAUUAAUUAUUCAUGUGAGCAGAUCAUACUUUAACGAAAAUGCGCAAAAAAUAUUCCCACUGGAGAGUUUGUGGCAUUUAAUUGUAAAUGUAUAGUUUGUUGCUUUUAUUUAUGUUUAUGUUUUUUUUAAAAUGCACUGUAAUGUGUAUAUUUUUAUAUUUUAGUCUUUAGUCCUUCUAAAGCAAUCAUAGUCCUUUUUUUUUUUUUGCAGAGGGCAGCGUGUGUAAUUUGUGUUACUCUCUGAUGAGGGGAUGGCUCCUCUCAUAUCCGGAGCCUAUCACGUCCUGCCUCUGCAUCAGACACACCUCCACAAUAUGACCACUUUACAAAAUGUAUAUAUCAUAGGUUAGAAAACUGAGCAUGUGUUUGAGUCACUUGUAGCGACUCCACGCGUCAAAAAAGACAAGACAAUCACCCACUCGGGCAAAAAAAAAGUUUAUAUAUAAAUAGUCUAAUGAGUCCGUGUGAGGUUUUAAAUUAUAGGCUGUGAGCGACCGAGACGAGUAUUGUAAAGUUUGUGGCAUGUCAGUGCGCUGUGAGUAAUAAGUGAGGAUAACAAUCCAGACUGUGCUGUUUUGUGAUUUUUUAUUUUUUUUUUUUAUUGUACAUGCUCUUACUCAACUGGACGCUGGAGUGGAGCCUUAUGACAUUACGCACAGACCGGGAGCGGGGCUGCAAAUGGGCGGCAUAGGUGGCAACCUCUACCUCAGCAUGUUGAAUGGGACUGAAACGCAAACUUUCGGAAAGAACACCGACAUCAGCAGUCACCUCCACCGCGGCGGCAAGGAUCUAGCCGAGUUUAAAAUGGGGAUUCAGGACGCGAGGUUUUACUACCCAGACUCUGUUCAAAGCGGGCAGGACCCUCUGGCUCUGCCGUACCACUCGGACCAGGCGAUGGGAGGGUACGGAGCGCAGCCCGGCAGGUUUUACGCACAGACCCUCAGCAGUUGCCCGUACGGCGGCGUGCGGUCGCCUCCAAGAAGUGGAGCCGGGCAGGGUUACAUCCCGACGGCAGGAGACGGGUUUCCUGCAGGCAGUAAAGACUUGUACUCUCCUGCUCCGGAGAAUUACCCUGCGAGCUUUCAGCACGGCUACCAGCGGCCGCCUCUCUACCCUUUACCUGGGCUACAGGUGUGCGGGAAGACUCAGGCUCUGCUCAAUAACUACCCGCUAUGGGCCAAGUUCCACAAGUUCCAAACCGAGAUGAUAAUCACCAAACAGGGGAGGAGGAUGUUCCCCUUCCUGAGCUUCAACAUCAGUGUUCUGGAUCCGUCUGCCCACUAUAACGUCUACGUGGACGUGGUCCUGGCUGAUCAGCACCACUGGAGGUACCAGGGCGGCAAGUGGGUCCAGUGUGGGAAAGCGGAGGGUAACAUGCCAGGCAACAGGAUGUACAUGCAUCCCGACUCCCCAAACACAGGAGCUCACUGGAUGAGACAAGAAGUGUCUUUCAGCAAACUCAAGCUCACCAACAACAAGGGGAGCACCAAUAACGUGGCACAGAUGAUCGUGCUCCAGUCGCUCCAUAAGUACCAGCCUCGUCUUCACAUCGUGGAGGUUAAAGAGGACGGCACUGAGGAUCCCUUCCUUUCAUCCAAAACUCAGACGUUCAUCUUCCCGGAGACUCAGUUCAUCGCUGUCACUGCUUAUCAGAACGCUGAUAUCACUCAGCUGAAAAUAGACCAUAACCCCUUCGCUAAAGGUUUCCGCGACAAUUACGACACGCUGUACGCUCCUCCCGACUCUGAUCGCCUCACCCCCUCCCCCACAGAGAGCCAGCAGCUGCUGCCAGGGAGCUGCUACCCCCAAGGCUACCUCCCAGAGCAGUACAUGAGCCCCCUGCCCCAGAGCCGCUUCUACGGCCGCGAGCCUAUCGGUAUGGGCCAGCAGCACAAGGACCCGUCCUCCAGCCCUGGUCCCCACAGCCGCUGGUACCUUCCCCCUCAGCAGGGCGUGGCCCCCAACCGGCUUGACUUCACUUCCUCCUAUGAGGGUGACUUCUCCGGAAACGGCUUCUACAAGCCCUUCCCAUUGCAGACAUCCGCUCACCAUGCCCUCAGCUACUACCCAGACCAUCCCUUUGCAUCUACUAGCGUGUCUGUAUCAGGAGCCACCUCAGCGGGCUGGACCACCAGCCGACCCACCCCUCAGUACCUCAGCCACCCGAGUAAGCCUGGCCCCAGUCUGGGCUGGUUUAGACCCAUGUCGUCCUCUUCGUCCUCAUCAUCUUCUUCCACGUCACCUGGCAACCCCAGGCUGCACCCUCCCUCGCUCCUAGAGCCUCUGCAGCCGCCCCUGCUGCAGGACAAACCCAAAGACACUGUGGAGGUGGCGGGAGACGACCCCUGGCUCGAACCUCCCUCUGUGAAAUCAGCGGCCUCGGCUGACUCAGGCCUGUAUGAGGGCGGCGUGGGGGACAACAAGAAGAGGAGGGUGUCGCCUUACACAUCUAGCACGGAAAACUCCCCGCCUCCGCGCAGUGGUGAGGUCUGCGAGAAGGACAGCAACAGUGAUGCAGACUACUAUGGCUAUUACACCCACUGAAGACCUCACACAUCGCCACAGCGUCUCCCGGCGUCUUCCCACACGGCCCACAUGGACACGGUCCAGCCAGGUGGAACAGUCUCCGUUUUUGCUGCAGCCUCAUCUACUGUCACGUCAGUCCACACAGUCCAUAAAGUCUCCUCUCAAAGUGUCAACUGAUUACAGGAGGAACUUUCAAGGUUACUGUCAAAGUUAGUGUUGAACAGAAGUGGAUGUGACUGGGACAGUGCCCUAGAGUCACAUAAACACCAAACAGACAAAGAGACCUGUGACUUAAGCCUUUGAAACAUCUGGAGAUUUGGGGGGGGAAAAAAUGAUCUGCAUAUCUGCUUGCUGACAGACGCCUGCAGGGAUUGUCUGUUCUUACUGCAUCAAACACUCUCUCUGUCUCUUUGGCUCUGUCUUGUCUCCGUCUUCGUCUCUUCCUUCUCACCCUCAGCCAUUCACACUUAGUCUCACAAUAUGCUCACGUUCAUUUCCCCUGAUAAUUCUGAGAAGAAAUUACAUUUCACACACCGCAUUCUCACCAAUCCGGGCCAAUACAUUUAGUGUAGCUCCCACUGGUGGCGGCAGAGGAGCAUUGCAGGCUGUCUGAGUGCGGAGGCCAGAGUGAAGUAAUGUCAGGAGGUUAAGAUGGCUUAGCAAGCACAUGUUCUGGAGUAAUCUAACUAAACCCAGCUAGGACAACCUUUUCUGUUUGUGUGUUUGAGUAAAACAGCAACCACAGCAGAAAUAGAAAGUCCUUACAGCUGUAGACAACAUAUCUCACUGUCGUAAAGAGAGAUUGAUGGAAUUAACACAGAAAAGCUUUCAGUCAUGUUACUAAGAAUUUUGAUAUGAGAUUACAAUUUGCACUUGUAGGGUAAAGCCACAUCAUCAAAUCUUUAUAUGUUUGCAAUGUAGUGUGAUUAGAUCUUUGCACUACAUGACUAAAAUACAGAGUUAACAUGUAGGUUAAUUUGAUAAAAAUUGAAAUGUUUUUUGGUCUCUGAUGAUCCACACAUAUUCAUAACCUCACUAACACUUAACUAAAGUACUAAAACAGAAUUGUAUGAUUUGAGACACAACGAUUAGACAAAAAAAAACUUUAGACUAGUUUUAGUAAUUUUUUCAGCAUUUCACAUGUGAGGAUUUGUUGCCUUUAUUUGUUAUACAUGUUAGUAAAAUGAAUAUGCAACAUUUGAUCAUCAGCAGAUUAAUCCAUAAUCAAAAUUCUCAACAUUUCCAGCCUCUAGUGGCCCUCUUCAGUGGAUGGAGUUUAGUUGUCAUGGCGAUGACGUGGUUGUUAUCAGGUGACCUAACAGUGUGGAACUUGGUCAUACAUGGGGUGAGAUGCUGUCUUUGUUCAAAGAUGGCUUCUGGUAUCAAGAUGUGAAUCUUUCUCCGACUGCACACUGACUCCUGGUCGAUGACCUUUGACCUCUCCACAGCAGAGUUAGUGUUGGAAAGAACCAGUUUGUGCAACGUGCUGUCCGACCUCGUCAGAAAUGGAAAACUGUUCACACACACUGAAAGGUGAUCGUCGUAAAGAGGGAAAAGAAAGGUUUAAAUAUAAGAAUAAGGGCACACGUUUUUAAACAGUUUUUCCUGGAACACUCAAAGUGUUCAUAUGAAAAGUGACAACAACAAAAAAAAAGUUGUGACAAGAUUUUAAAAAAAGAAGAGAGCGCUAGAGAGAGAUCACAGCUGGGUAAUCACAGUGUGCGGUGGGUGUGAAUGUCAGGUUGUCGGUUUUAGGAAAGUUGCAGAAUCUGUCAGACGCCCCCCCCCCCCCUUCAUCCACCACUGGAAAUGUGUGGGGGUUUUCCAAAGUUGUUCGACCAUCCGACAUGCAGUUCUGAUAAAGCAGAGGUGAGACCAAGUCAUAGUAAGCCUUUGCACUCUGGUCCGAAGUCCUAAAGUUUGAGUUUUAAGUCCUAAACAAGCCAUAAUUUGUUCUGUAACACACAUUGCAAUUUUUAAAAAUUUUUGUCAAGUUUAAAGUCAGCAAAUUUGUGUUUAGAGUCCAAGUCAUGUGACUCGUACUUGAGAUGUCACCCGUUGAUAAAUAUGGGGAUAUUCAGUAUGUGUCUUGAAGUGGAUGCAGAGCAAUGUGUGUUAAAAACAUUCAUUAGUCACACCAGUUUGUCACUGGAAAAUGCUGUUUAAGAUAAAGCUCAUCUCCUCCUACUGCGUUGGCUUUCAGGAAAUUUAAAGACGUGAAUAAGUGAUAUAAAUUAUUUGUACACUUUAGCACCAGACGUGAACAAGGUCAGCUGGAAACCACCUGCUUUGAUAGAGUGAAAAAGGCCUCAUUAUAAUGAAGGCCCAGCCCCUUGCUACAAUCAGUCGAUGUGAAAACGCUCCUGUCACCACACACAAAUAAAGCCUGCGAUCAAUACCAGCAUCGAUAACGACGUAACUGGAAAACAGUAUUGGCAGAGGGAAGAGUGACAGCUUAAAACAUGUUGACCACAUUACAGUAUUCAGAUUAGACUACAUUCAAUGAAAGUCAAUUUCCCACUGUGGCUUUAGCUCUGCAACAUCUUAAUCUUGUUUGAUUCAAUUACAGAAAAGACGUAUGGGACUCCCUAAUUCUGCAUCCUUCUUUUGCUGUGGGCUCUGCAGGUUUUCCCAAACACUUCCCGUACAGUAGCAGCAGAGCAACUGACAACAGACGUGUACAAAGUGGGUCAUUCAGAGCGGCUACACACGCACCUGCAGGUAAAAACAGACGAGGCACUGUCACGAUAAACAGGAAGCACAAAGUGACCAGACAGACACAGAAUUUCCCCCCUAGUCUUCGGGCCUAUCAUGUUGUGACAGUGGUUGACAGAGGCCCGGCUCCCGGCCUGGUGACAGAAAUGAAGAGUGAGGCUGCAGUCGGCGCUGAUCAGAGGUCUGCUCCUCAUUCCUCACCAGGUGUGCUAAUGGCCUCAGACAACCCUGGGGGCGACAGACAGGCUCAGUGCAGUGCAGGGUCACUUAAGUCUUUUCUGAGGGAGAGAUAAAAUUACUUACAUUUUUUAAUUUUAUUUUAUAAAUUUGUACUCUCAAAGAGGCCAAAAUGAGCUGAUGAAAACAGCACCAGCUCUCUAUACUGUAUAUACUAAUGUAUAUUUACUAUGCUAUGAGUUUUAAGCUAUUAAAGUGCAAAUAACAAGACGUCAUUGAUAUUGAUGAGGAGACUGCUGUCAUCUAAAGCGAAGAGACCGUUAGCGUAGCUUAGCAUAAAGACUUGAAGCAGGGGGAAAUGGCUAGCCAAGCUUGUGAACAAAUACUCCUGCACAUAAAACUUCAUAAAAGCACAAAUUGUUGUUUUUACACUUCAGUUUUUGUACAGAUUCAACAAACAGGAUAUAAUGUGUUAAUUUAUGAGCUUUGAGGUGCUGGUAAGCAGGUUUUGACGCCCUUGGACAGAGCCAGGGCUACGGCCCUGUUUGCCUUAUUAAGGUUUCACAUGUCGACACAAAAUUGAAGCUCUUUUAUGAGCUAAUUGGAUUUUAUACAAGCGCUGAACUUAAAGACAAUCACAAACAUGAUGCAUAUAAAUGUAAAAUCUCUUUUUUUCAGCACUUGACAAAAUGGUCUUAAUGAUGUUGAUGCAAAGGGACAAACUGUCUAACAGCUCAGUCCUUUACCUGAACAUUUAAAUAAUAAAGUGUUAAUGAAGUGUUAAUUUUAUGCAGAAUGGAUAUAUCGUAUGGUUAACUGAUGAAAAAAGUAUGUAUGUUGCUCGUGUAACAUUUCCAAAAGAUGUAUUAUUUAAUGUUCACUUUGACAUCUGUCAGAGGAAAAAGAGUUAUGAUUCUUAAUGUACCUUAAUGAAGGUGUACAAUGGACAAUUCUGGUUUCAAGUGCAAUUACUAGAUGGUAAAUCAGUUUAUAAUUAAUGAUGGCAUUGCAAAAACAAUGAUGACAAAGUUUUAUGUGGCCUGUGGACGAUGUCAGUUAUUUAUUUUAUGUGCUGUGGUUUGUUACGUGGUCCGCUCAGUGAUCCUGCGCCUGCAUGGGGGCAAAGAUCUCACGUUAAACAGCAGCAGAAAAAUGAUUUCAGACACCUCAGGAACGACCCCUGCUGGAUAUCUCAGCCAUUGCAAUCAGCCAAUCCCUGAUGUUAAACCUCUAAUACCUCCAUUUCCCAUGAGUCUGUGUUUCCCUUGAAUGCACAUUUCCCCUCAGUAAGAGAAUAAGAGUGUUGGGAGAACUGUUAUUUCCAGAGAUUUCACUGUAUGAUAUAGAAAAUAGAGGAGUGAAGAAGGGAGACCAGACAAGGUCAAGCAACAAGCAUGUUAUUUUUUGCGUGUGAUCCAUGUGCACUGUUUAUGUCGAAGGAGCGGCAACAGCUCCUUUGGACUCUUUCAUUAAGAGCUUAUAAAUUGCAAUUCAUAAACAAAUGAGAGAUGAAGAUUUCUGAAGGGGGGAAAACUGUUAUUUAUUAAAGGUGGCAUAAUUGUGUAUUGUAUUGUUGUUUUUUUAUUCAUGAAAUUAAAGCUUACAAAUGAUUAAAUCUG